Messenger RNA from Erythranthe guttata (spotted monkey flower), 1297 nucleotides. The record is from RefSeq and is a predicted model, not a curated record. NCBI's taxonomy places the organism in Eukaryota, Viridiplantae, Streptophyta, Magnoliopsida, Lamiales, Phrymaceae.
UUGCUUACAUAAACAUUACUUUAUUACAAUCACAAGUGUUUUUUUGUGUAUAAAUUCCCACCUCCAACACCAUCAAAAACCUCUUCCUUCCUUCUCCCAUUUCAUCUCCUAUAUUUUCUUGAUUUUUAUUUUUCUCUCUCCUAGGUUUUCUCCUCUGAUUUUCUUGAUUAUAUACUAAUAUAUAUAUAAUCAAAUCCAUGCAAUAGUUUUCAUGUGUAAGAAUUCAUCAAUACUAUGAUUCAAAAGUAGUGAUAAUGUCACCUGUACUCAGUGAAAUACUCCUCUCCGGUUUUACAGUGAACUCAGCUCUUCGUCUCGGCUCUCACCUCGUUCAAUCCCUCUCCGUCGUCUUCCUCUAUUGGUUUUAUGUUUUUUCAUGAACAAAUUAUAAUCGAAAAUCCAUUUUUAUUCAUAUUUAUAUAUAUCUAAUUAAUCGUUAUUAUAUUAAUCAUUUGAACAUACACAUAUAUAUUUAUAAUUGCAUGGCUUCUCCUAGUACUAUUACCGGAAACUCAUCGGGAUCUGAUUUUCAAAGCUCUCAAGAAAACACGACCGACGUACGAAAACGCAAGCGCAUGCUCUCGAACAGAGAAUCCGCAAGGAGGUCGAGGAUGAGGAAGCAGAAGCACCUGGACGAUCUGAAAUCGCAGUUGACUAAUCUAAGGUCCGAGAAUCAUUCGAUCCUGACGAACAUGAAUCUUGUGGCUCAGCUUCAACUGAAUAUGGAAUCUGAGAACUCUGUUUUGAGGGCUCAGAUUUCUGAGCUGCACCACAGGCUGCAGUCUUUGAAUGAUAUUGUAAUGAUUAGCUGCAUGAGAUCAAAGGAAUCUACUCAUAAUAGUAAUGCAUUAAUUAAUGUUAAUGAGGAUUAUGGUGAUCAUAAUUAUCAGAUGGUGAUUAAUGGUGGUGGUGGGGUUGUUGAUGAUUUCUUGAUUCAUAAUCAUUGGGGUUUGGUCCAUGUGAACCAGCCAAUCAUGUACUGAUCAUAAUCAAGAUUCAUUAAUCCAUGGCCUACUUUUAUUCAAAUAUAUAUACAUAUAUGUAUAUGUAUAUGCAAGUAUUGGUUGUGUUUUGUAUUUCAAUAAAUAGAAAGUGGGAUGUAACAGUCUGGUCUGGUCUGGUCGAUGCUACACUAUAAUAUAUAUUAUUUUUGUGGCAUUUGGAUCAAAUUAAAACACACUAUGUGUGUGUUGUGUGUUGUAUUUCAAUAAAUUGAAAGUGGGAUGUAACGGUCUGGUCGAUGCUACACCUGAAUAUAUACUAGUGUAGUGUUUUUGACAUUUAGAUCAAAUUGAAG